Molecule: messenger RNA, 527 nt
Organism: Exaiptasia diaphana
Lineage: Eukaryota; Metazoa; Cnidaria; Anthozoa; Actiniaria; Aiptasiidae
Product: 60S acidic ribosomal protein P1
Exons: 3
Coding region: 141-476 (111 amino acids)
Biological process (GO): cytoplasmic translation; translational elongation
Cellular component (GO): cytosolic large ribosomal subunit; ribosome
Molecular function (GO): ribonucleoprotein complex binding; structural constituent of ribosome; protein kinase activator activity
Source: RefSeq, a predicted model, not a curated record
GUUCUUUCUUUCCAAAACGUGAAAUAAGGUGUAGAGUUCUCGACGAGCUAAGGUCUUGAAAUCCGUUYACAUCCUUCGUUUCAAGGCAACCUGCAUCAUAUUUCUGAACCAUMUCGAAAGAAUAGAUAUCAGAGAACACAAUGGCAUCAAAAUCUGAACUCGCUUGUGUCUACAGUGCACUUAUUUUGCACGAUGAUGAUGUCCCRAUCACCGCUGAGAAGAUGCAAAAGCUGAUCAAAGCAGCCAACGUCGAUGUUGAGUCUUUCUGGCCUGGUCUUUUUGCYAAGGCUCUYGAAGGUCACAAUAUCACUGACCUWAUCACCAGCGCUGGUGCUCCAGGUGGUGGUGCUCCUGCUGCCGGCGGUGCUGCUGCUGGUGGAGCUGCCGACGAGCCCAAGGCAGAGGAGAAGAAGGAAGAAAAGAAGGAGUCUGAGUCAGAGUCUGAUGACGACAUGGGCUUUAGUCUCUUCGAUUAGACAUCAAGUUUUGUGCCAAGAAUAACAUCAAUAAAAAUGUUUUACUGAAAA